AUGGCGACCGUCAAGAAGAUCAAGGUCAAGAACCCCGUCGUCGAGCUCGACGGCGACGAGAUGACCCGCAUCAUCUGGGAGGACAUCAAGAAGAAGUUCAUCCACCCUUACCUCGACAUCGACCUCAAGUACUACGACCUGGGGCUCGAGUACCGUGACAAGACCGACGACAAGGUCACCGUCGACGCUGCUGAGGCUAUCCAGAAGUAUAGCGUGGGCGUCAAGUGUGCCACCAUCACCCCUGAUGAGGCUCGCGUGGAGGAGUUUAAGCUGAAGAAGAUGUGGCUCUCCCCCAACGGCACCAUCCGUAACAUUCUCGGCGGUACCGUUUUCCGCGAGGCCAUCAUCGUGCCCCGCAUUCCCCGCCUGGUACCCGGCUGGGUCGAGCCCAUCAUCAUCGGUCGUCACGCCUUUGGCGACCAGUACCGCGCCAAGGACCGCGUCAUUCCCGGCCCCGGCAAGCUCUCUAUGGUCUACACCCCUGAGGGCGGCAAGCCAGAGGAGAUCGAGGUCUAUGACUUCAAGAGCGGUGGCGGUGUCGCCCAGACCCAGUACAACACCGACGAGAGCAUCACAGGCUUCGCCCACGCCAGCUUCAAGAUGGCCCUCGACCGCGGCCUGCCCCUGUACAUGAGCACUAAGAACACCAUCCUUAAGAAGUACGACGGCCGCUUCAAGGACAUCUUCCAGGAGCUGUACGACACCCAGUACAAGAAGGAGUUCGAGAAGCUGGGCACCUGGUACGAGCACCGCCUGAUCGACGACAUGGUCGCUCAGAUGAUGAAGAGCAAGGGCGGCUAUGUCAUGGCCCUCAAGAACUACGACGGCGACGUCCAGUCCGACAUCGUCGCCCAGGGUUUCGGCUCCCUUGGCCUCAUGACCUCGGUCCUCAUCACCCCGGACGGCAAGACCUUUGAGUCCGAGGCCGCCCACGGUACCGUCACCCGCCACUACCGCGAGCACCAGAAGGGCAACCCCACCUCCACCAACCCCAUCGCCUCCAUCUUCGCCUGGACCCGCGGCCUGGCCAAGCGAGGCCAGCUCGACGACACCCCCGAGCUGGUCGCCUUUGCCGAGAGCCUCGAGAAGGCCUGUAUCGACACUGUCGACCAGGACGGCAUCAUGACCAAGGAUCUGGCCCUCGCGUGCGGCAAGGACCAGCCCUAUGUCACCACCACCGAGUACCUGGAUGCCGUCGAGAGAAAGAUGAAGGGACUGCUGAAGGAGAAGUUGUAA
This is a messenger RNA of Cryphonectria parasitica EP155, 1236 nucleotides long. Its product is annotated as isocitrate dehydrogenase NADP-dependent. Gene Ontology annotation, cellular component: mitochondrion. The transcript is spliced from 3 exons. Gene Ontology annotation, biological process: isocitrate metabolic process. The record is from RefSeq and is a predicted model, not a curated record. Gene Ontology annotation, molecular function: NAD binding; isocitrate dehydrogenase (NADP+) activity; magnesium ion binding. Lineage: Eukaryota; Fungi; Ascomycota; Sordariomycetes; Diaporthales; Cryphonectriaceae. Bases 1 to 1236 code for a protein of 411 amino acids.